This is a messenger RNA of Penicillium antarcticum, 1401 nucleotides long. RefSeq lists its product as uncharacterized. The transcript has a single exon. Bases 1 to 1401 code for a protein of 466 amino acids. Lineage: Eukaryota; Fungi; Ascomycota; Eurotiomycetes; Eurotiales; Aspergillaceae. The record is from RefSeq and is a predicted model, not a curated record.
AUGUCUCCCGACCUCAACUAUGAAACACUCGAUGCACCCGAUGGGUCAUCGUUGACUUGGAUCUUUGAUCAUUGCUUGCGUUACGCCGACCAAUACGAAAUCUCUCUUCGCGCUGCUUACGAGCUCAACUGCCACCCCACCAAGAGCACCAUGGCAGGCUCCAACACUCCUUCCGUGUUGUCUCGCAACUCAGUGUGGUCCAAGGCAUCCAAGUCUACCCACCGUAGUUCUGACACUCCUUCUUUUGAUGGCGAUGCCAAUGCCCAAUUCCGUGCAUUCCUCACCCGUACUGUUUCUCAACUGCCUUCCCAGCCCUGCUCGCUGCCUCCCAGCUUCACUACCUCUUUUGUGCGCCGUUGCUUCUGUUUGGACCUGGCCGAAGUCGACUUCGCCCAGGCUUUGACCGCUCUUGACUACCUAAAGGACCUUCAGGACCGUUGGAAGAAGGAAAUCGAUGCCGCAUUCCGUCGCUUGAAUGUUACUGCCGAUGAUGCCCGGGAUGCCAAGAACUCCGAGCUUGCUAGUCAGUACCCUGGUGUGAUGGCUUGGUACCAGGAGAUCAAUGGAAAGGCUCGCAUGAUCGAUUUCCUGUACACUCAAGUCUAUGUCGGUCUCCGUCGCUGGAUCUUGAUCAAUGAGAUGAUGCUCGAGCCUUAUAACAAGCCCAACUGCCUGGCUCUUCUCAACACUCUGUUGCCACCUGUUCACGCCUCAACCCUGACUCCAACCCAGCAAUUGGCACCAAAGACCCUUGAAAACCACCGCGAUGCCUUUUUCACUUUCAUUAUCAAGUUUGAGGAGAACCCCAGAAUCUUGGACCCUAUCAUGAAGCAAGGCACCCGCCCUGGUGAUGACAACGCCUGGCCUGCCGUGUACGAUACUAUGGACCGAUACCUGACCGCUGUUGUCGAGGUGAUUGACGAGUGCGCCCUGAUCAACGACCGAUCCGAAGUCACCAAGAGCAGUUCGCGUCGCGCCGAUUCAGGCAUCAGCUUCGUCGCCUCCCGUCCCCUCUCUCGUCCUACUACCUCCUAUUCCCAGGAAACCCAGGAUAGUGAGAAGCCUCUUCCCAACUUCCCUGCACCCCCUGUUUUGAGCAAGCACGGAUCCAUCUUGGAGCGCUUCGCCAGCUCGAUGUCAGGAUGGACCAAAAAGGACCCCAAGAAGGAGCAGAAGAAGGAGCGGGCCCGGUCCCUUAAGAAAAUGAAGUCCUGCAAGGACAUCUCCGGUCGCCCUGAUAGCUCUUCCAGCCCGCAGCAUAUCUCGCCCAACUUCAACACAAAAAUGCUCUUCGACAUGACCGAAGAGAAGCGCCAACGCCUGAUUGAUGAGGCCAAAGCUCGCAAGGCAAUUGACGCUCCCGCCCAUAUCCAUCCUGAUGCCAUUGCCGUGGCCAUCUAA